Ictalurus furcatus (blue catfish) is the source of this 8107-nucleotide messenger RNA. RefSeq names its product c-abl oncogene 2, non-receptor tyrosine kinase (gene abl2). The record is from RefSeq and is a predicted model, not a curated record. Lineage: Eukaryota; Metazoa; Chordata; Actinopteri; Siluriformes; Ictaluridae. Gene Ontology annotation, molecular function: protein binding; ATP binding; non-membrane spanning protein tyrosine kinase activity. The transcript has 11 exons. Gene Ontology annotation, biological process: protein phosphorylation; regulation of apoptotic process. The coding region runs from base 1468 to 4977 and encodes 1169 amino acids.
AGUCUCCAUCAGUUUUAUCUUAAUUAGAUAGCUUAUCAUGCCAAACAGGUAAGGCAUUUUAUUUGUUCUGUAAUGAUCUAGCUAGCUACUGAAUGGACUCCAGAAAAGUUUUAACAUCUAUAAAACAAAUUUAAUGAUGUGCUUUAUUAAUGCUGUGGAAUUACUAUUGAUUAAUAAUGCAUUUAUAAUACCUUAGUUUUGCACAUGCUUUAUGUUCUGUAGCUAUUCCAUUUUGCAUUAAUGACUGUAUAUACUGUAUAGUGCUUGUGUUUAUGUUCUUGAUAAUGAAAAGUAACUCAGCUUGCCUAGCAGCCAACAUUAUUCACAGUGAUGUUUAACAUUUCUUUAAAAUGCUGGUACAAAUCCUAGAUAUUUGAUUGCCGCAUGUGCAGAAUCAUUAGCCAAAUAUGCAUUGUAUAUUGUCAUGCUAAGACAUGCCCCCUCAUUAUCAUGAAGAGGUGAGGAGAUUAGUAAAUGUUGUGUGAAUAAAUUAGGAAAUAGGGCGGCGCAGUGGCACAGCAUGUAACGCUGAUGCCUCACAAGGUCCCUGGUUUGAUCCUGAGCUAAGGUUACUGUUUGUGUGGAGUUUUGAAUGUUCUCCCCAUGUCUGUGUGGGUUUCCUCUGGGUUUUCUGGUUUCCUGCCACUGGUUUCCAAAAACAUUCCCAGGAUAGGCUCCACCUCCACAAGGAAAAGAUGAAAAGUAAGAAGAGUGAUUUGGUUAUAUUUAGUUAUAUUACUCAUUUAUUUAUUUUAAUACAUAUAUUGACUGUUUGAAACUUGAGAUUUAAUUUUUGUUUUAAUCAAAAAUGUCUAUUCAUUAUUAUUUUUUAUUAAAUACAUAGCCUAUUAAUGACCUUUGUCGUUUUGGGCAUUCCAUAUGGAACUGCCAAAAAAAAAUGUUUUUAUUUUUUAUUUUUUAAGAAACAUUACAUCUCUGUCGUCUUUGAAUAAAUGGGCGGGGCAAGUUCAGUUUCCUGCCCUCCUAUUCGUAUAUUGGCCCCGCCCCGUUCGUAAGCUCCUCCCCGUUCCCGGUCCACACCGAUUCAUGGGCCCGUAAACUGCACACCACUGAUUCUGCGGUAAAGAUGGCGGCGUCGGAGGGGGCGCGUAGUGGUUUGAGGAAAUCACUUCGACCCCCUAUGGGUCCGUUUUAGCAGGAAAAAAAAACUUCGGGAUCACCAGAACAAGAAUUCCCACCUCGCCAAGAUACCGAGUGGUGCCGUUAAAGUGAACCGAACUGAUUGGUGACACAUUGUGCACAGUAGAGGCGAGGUGGGUGGGAUCAAACACACACACACACACACACCGCUAGCUCUCGGGCUAGGCUAUCGAGCUAAGAGGGGGUGAAGAGCACAGUCGAUAGGCCGCUCCGCUAUUUCUCUAGAGGGGGGAUGUGAUCCAGGCGGACGGUGGUGUUUCCUUGCUUCGGUCCCGGCAGAUCUUUUCACGCAGACGCGCUGGUGAAAUGGGACAGCAGGUAGGGCGAGUGGGUGAGGGGGCCUCCGCGGCACUCCAAAGCCCACCGCACGGCCACUCACAGCAACCGCAGCCGCACCAAACCAAAGGGAGCCGGGCGAGCAGCUCCGGGAGGAGACCGCGGGAAGCGACGAACGCCGGGACACCAGCGUGCAGACUCGCCGUUACCGCGAACGCGUCCGACCCGGGAGUUAACGUAUUCACUCUGCAUUCAGAAGCCCUGCAUAGGCCAUUUGGAUUGGACUCGUCGGCUCUGACCGAGGCAGUGCGUUGGAGCUCAAAGGAGAACCUGCUGGGUGCUGCCGAGAGUGACCCCAAUCUGUUCGUCGCACUUUACGACUUUGUGGCCAGUGGUGACAACACGCUGAGCAUCACGAAAGGAGAGAAGCUCAGGGUGCUGGGCUACAACCAGAAUGGUGAAUGGAGUGAGGUUCGCUCGAAAAACGGUCAAGGCUGGGUUCCCAGUAACUACAUCACGCCGGUGAACAGUUUGGAGAAGCACAGCUGGUAUCAUGGACCUGUGUCUCGCAGCGCAGCCGAGUAUCUGCUCAGCAGCCUCAUCAACGGCAGCUUCCUGGUGAGGGAGAGCGAAAGCAGUCCGGGCCAACUCUCUAUCUCGCUGCGCUACGAGGGCCGAGUCUACCACUACCGCAUCAACACUGGCUCUGAUGGCAAGGUCUACGUAACCUCUGAGAGCAGGUUCAGCACAUUAGCCGAGCUGGUCCAUCAUCAUUCCACUGUAGCGGACGGUUUGGUGACGACGCUGCACUACCCGGCCCCGAAAUGCAACAAGCCCACUGUCUACGGGGUCUCGCCCAUCCACGACAAGUGGGAGAUGGAGCGUACCGAUAUCACCAUGAAGCACAAGCUAGGAGGAGGCCAGUAUGGCGAGGUCUAUGUGGGUGUCUGGAAGAAAUACAACCUCACUGUUGCUGUCAAAACGCUCAAGGAGGAUACUAUGGAAGUGGAGGAGUUUCUGAAAGAGGCUGCUGUGAUGAAAGAGGUGAAACACCCCAACCUAGUGCAGCUGCUUGGUGUGUGCACACUGGAGCCUCCGUUCUACAUCGUGACGGAGUACAUGCCUCACGGCAACCUGCUGGACUAUCUCCGUGAGUGUGACCGUGAGGAGGUGAAUGCUGUCGUGCUGCUCUACAUGGCUACUCAGAUCUCCUCCGCAAUGGAGUACCUGGAAAAGAAGAACUUUAUUCACAGGGAUCUGGCUGCACGAAACUGUCUAGUAGGGGAGAACCAUGUGGUAAAGGUGGCUGAUUUUGGCUUGAGUCGGCUUAUGACGGGAGACACGUACACCGCUCAUGCUGGUGCCAAGUUCCCCAUCAAGUGGACCGCUCCAGAGAGCUUGGCCUACAACACCUUUUCCAUCAAAUCAGAUGUCUGGGCAUUUGGAGUUCUUCUGUGGGAGAUUGCGACCUAUGGUAUGUCUCCAUACCCUGGUAUUGACCUGUCUCAGGUUUAUGACCUGCUGGAGAAGGGCUACCGCAUGGAGCAGCCAGAGGGCUGUCCACCGAAAGUCUACGAACUCAUGAGAGCAUGUUGGCAGUGGAGCCCAUUGGACAGGCCCUCAUUUGCAGAGAUCCAUCAGGCCUUUGAGACGAUGUUCCAUGACUCCAGCAUAUCGGAAGAAGUGGCAGAGGAACUGUGCAAGACUGCCUCUUGUGGUAAAGAUGGGGUAGUGCACUCGUUCAGUCACGAUCAGCCCCUUGUGCCCUCCAAGUCCCGGCCACAGAAGAAGCACUCGGACAAUAAGGAGAACACGGAGGGGCUGGAGAGUCGGCAUGAGCCUGGAGCUCACGGUCCUUCAGCCUCUCUGUUGGUAGGUGAUGGUCGUUCCAGCAGCUCUCCUGCUCUGCCCCGGAAGCAGAGAGACAAAUCUUCUGGUGGCCUACUUGAUGACCCGUUGGAUGCCACCUUUACUCGUGACCGCAAAACUGGCUUCUUCAGCUCCUUCAUGAAGAAGAAAUCGUCAACAACCGCUUCCACCUCUCAGCCUCAGCACAACCUCCCCAUGACCCCCAGCAGCUCCUUUCGUGAGAUGGAGACGCAGCCUCACAAGAAGUAUGAGCCCACAGCUGCGUUUGGAGGUCCUCCUCCACCUCCACUGCCUCAGGCUGAUGGACUUAGCUUUUCGCCAUCUCAUGGAGAAGGAAACCAUGUUCAGUCACGGUGCUGUGGAGCCACUUUUGGGCAGAAGCUCUCUGGGUCAAACUCAUCCACCUCUAACCAGGUGGGCAGCAGCAGCAGCAGUAGCUGGGCAGGACUUGCAGGCUUCUUCACACCACGCCUUAUCAAAAAGACCCUGGGGUUGCGAACUGGGAAGUCUUCUGGGACUGAUGAAGGGGGUGGAGGAGCCAGGCCGUUUCCUCGUUCAAAUUCAACAUCCUCCAUGUCAGCUGGGCUGCCAGAUUUGGAGCGCAUGGCGCUAACAUUACCCAGGAACCGUAGCAAGCCACCAUUGGAACGUACAGUGUCCACCAGUUCACAGCCAGAGAAUGGUGCCCCGCGACCCUCAGAUGCGCCGCCCAGAAAGCUAGAUGAAGGCACAGCGCAGAUCCGGGACAGACCCAAAGCUAAACUACUGCCACGUGCGGUAUCAGUGGGCACAGGAGCGUCUAGGGCACCAGGGGUUGGGGGUGAGGCAGAGUCUGAUGCUCAUACUCAGGGUAGAGUGGGGCAAGAUGACAGGCCAGCCUGGUCUUCUCCGUCUAAAACGUUAGUCGGCCCACAUAAUCAUAAAGUCCCGGUCCUGAUCUCUCCGACACUGAAGCCUGGCACAGCUGACCUGGUUGGUGUAGACUCUCAGGGCAACCGCUUCAAAUUGCUGGCUGACAGUGGCAGUGAUAGGCCACGAUUGAUCAAGCCCAAGUGUGCCCCACCUCCUCCACCCACACUGCGCUCUCUCCAACACAGUUAUAGCACAGAUGGUGCAGAUGAGGCGACUAACAUGGGCCCAGAGGUCAAUGGAGAUGGGGUUAAAAGGUCAGGGAGAGGGUCAGGAGGAGCUCGGCCAUGCGUACCUCCACCACAAGCACCUCCAGCACCUGCUGCUUCUUCCGGCAAUGCAACAACAAACAAGAUGGCCAAUGGUGGCACUACCUCCGCCUCCUCGAAGCUGACGCUGAGACGGACCCGGCAGCAGGUGGAACGUAUACCACUGGAAAAAGUCAGUAAAGAAGCUCUGCUAGAGUGUGCUGAGUGCUUAAGCCUUGCGCUCCACAGCAGUACAGAGCCAUGCUCCAGCAGCCAAGUCUUGGAUGCUGGUCACCAGUUACUCGACUACUGUUCAGGCUAUGUAGACUGCAUCCCACAAACACGUAACAAAUUUGCCUUCCGUGAGGCUUUGGGCAAGCUGGAACUCAGCCUUCAGGAACUGCGGGCUUCUUCUACGGGUGGAGGAGGCGGACUAGGUGGAAGUGGGACGAGUCCUGCUCUGGACAACUUGCACUCUUGCAUUAAAGAGAUCAGUGAUGUGGUGCAAAGGUAGUUGGUGGAGUCACAUAAAACCCCACUACCCUAAUAGAACUUUUUACAAGUUUUUAAGUAUUGUUUUGUAAAUGAUUGGGGGACAGAGGAUAUUCUCUCCAAAGUACCUCAGUAAAAUCACUACAAAUGGUCUCUCCCCCUCUGUCAUUGUUUACAGUGGACUUUAAAAUCGCCAGUUGGAAACAGAGCUCUAAACUUGUAAAUAAGCUUGUUGUCCAAAACAAAUCACGUACAGUGUCUUUUACCCAGGUUUGGCUACUUAUUUUGUGAUCAAAAGAGCCUACAUUUUAAAGAAAUAGAGACUAAUCAAUACCCACGAACCAGUUCUUUGACAUAUUUAUAUGAUUAUGAUGAUAUUAGAAAGAUUGCAGAUUAUCGUGAUUAUUACAUGGAUUACUUCUACUCACAAUAACUGGAUAUGUGAUUUUUGUCUGAAUGCACAACAAACCCAUCACAGUAGAAAUAGAUCAGUCCUGGAUGGGCUCUGCACACACUGUUCAAUAUUAGCAGUACUGAGCCUUCGGCACAAAGGAUACAUCAUGCAGUCACUGUCACCUCUGAUUGAUUUCAUUCAUCUAUGUAUAGACAUUUCAGCAUUUGAUGGAAGGUUCUGUAGCAGUGUAUGCUAAUGCCAUUCUCUGUAUGUCCAUGUUUACGGGCAUAGUGCUAUUCACUAAUGGGAAAGGAGUGUGGUCAAGAUACUGAACAUAGAGCUGUUGAUUAGUGGGUAUUAUUUAAGUGACAGAAUUUUUAGCUUAUGUCAAAUUCGAGGUUCCAGUCAUUUGUCCAUAGAAUGAUUUUGUCAAAACACAGACUUCCAAGCCAAUUAAACUCAAUGGGGACAAUCAUAAGAUGCAUGAUGAUAAUGGCAGAUAAUUCCAGCUGAUGUGUAAGUAUUUGAUUUAAAAAUAAUAAUAAUAAUAAUAAUGCGUAGCUGAUAUUUUUCGAUUUUUGAGCAGGAAACAUGCUAAAAUCUAACACAGUUAAUGGAUAAAGGAUAGUUUCAUAACCGGUAAUUAUGCCAGAAUCGAACAAUUCAAAUGUGUCAGUGUUUUACUGGUAUUCCUAUAAAUAUGUGAAUAUUGAUUAUAGGCUAUGACUCUGAAUGUUUUCAGAGGUUACAAGCAGGUUUGGCACCUUGACCCAACAGCUGAAUGUGCUGAUUUAGACAUAGAUGGGCUUUUUCUUUGUCUGUCUUGGACACGGGCACAAGUUUGGACACUGUGGUUUCCCACUGUGACUUAUAGACACUCACUGCAGAACAGCAACUUUACUGCAAUAUUGCUAAAUAUAAGUGACACAGCAAACUGCCAUUUCUAUAGCACAUUGAUUUGUACUUUUUUAUUUUAAUUUUUUUAAUUUUUUUUUUUUUUUUUUUACACAUUAGAAUGUCUUCUAAACUUGAAUUUUAAAUUAUUUCUUAUUACAAGCACAGGAAUUUCUGUUAUAGUUAAUAAGUAAUCGUGCAUUACGUCCUACACGAAGCAUUAAAGACCAUCUUUAUGUAGCUUUGAGUGGUUGCUUGAUCAGAAGGACGUUGUUCCUUAUAGAAAGUCUCGAAAUGAAACAAAGGUCUCCAUCUGAGCAUCUACGACCUGAAUGUAUCCAUCUUGUCGAACGUUGCAUGAUUUCAUACGGCUUGACCAGACUCCAAAACGUUAAAAUGAGGUGCAAUUUCCUUUUUCGUUUCUUUUAAUCGAAGCCUUGUAAUGUCAUUAAAGUGAUGAUGUACUUUUUACACUGGAUGCCAUUUUAAACGCAUGGAUGUUGACGGGCUUGCCUUCGAUCGUCUAUGCGGUGUAAUAUGGAAAUGUUAUUGUCUGUACCAUUCAUCUCGAAUUCAUUUUGAUUCCUCUCAACCAGAACAUAAUGUGUCCGUACGUUUAGGGGAGCAGUUUUGGUUUUCAUCAGAUGACGCUUGGUGGUUUUCUCUACCAUAAGCCGUUUUCCGCAGUUUCGUGGUGCCUUUUUGUGAGAGAUUUUAAUAGUCACGAUACAAAAACGCGUUCAGGCGGAUGAAAAAUUGGGAGCAGUUAUUCUUGUAUAUGUAAAAUAAUGCUUGACUCAUCAGUAGUUAUAGGAUGUCUGACUUCAACCGAAAGAUGUGCAAUGUUUUGUCCUGUAGCAGUGAAAAAGGCAGGGAUUUUACGACCAUUUUAAUUUUGCUGAUGAGAUCGUUCAUUGGUUCUAUCCUGUUGGGACUAAAUCCUCACAUAAACUUUAGAUAGCUAAACUGUAAAGAGAUGUUCCGAUUUAUUCAAACAGCAGGAAAUCUAGUUGUUUGAAAUUGAAAUGCUUGACAGUUGCAUAGCUUUGGGGAGGAGGUUUUAGAAGAAAGGGUUAAAAGGUUGACCCUAGUGCAAGUCAUUUUCAGGGAAUAUUUUUGUGAUAGGAGAGUUUGAAAUGGCAAAGUGCUUAUGUUUCAUUGUCACUGUUGAAUUGCAGAUUGAUUUAAUGUUCCCAGUUAAUCAAGUACAGUAGUGCACCAUUAUGGAGUUCAUUAUGGUUGCCUUGCUGUAAUUUGGCCUUUUAUUUAGUUUGGUAUGUUCAUUAUAUCUGUGCCAUAUGAGUUGGCAAGUAGGCAAACCUGUGAAGUGGAGAAGUGGUGUUUAAACAGAAUUUCCUGUUCCUGUUUGCUGGUCUAAUUUCAAAGCCAUCUUACACACAUGUGUUUUGCCAGUGCAUUCAAUCCAACAGUACUGCUUUUAUUAGCCCUUUUUUACUCUGCAUUUUUAUUUCGACACUGUCUUUUAAUUUAUUUUGGGUUUUUAUUUAUGUAUUUUCUAAGAUGUAUUGAAUCCUGGAAAUAACGUUUUUUUUUUUUUGUAUGAUGAGGUUUCAAGUUAUGUUUUUUUUUUUUUUUUUUUUUUUUUAAAUGUAAAUCUUCAUUUCUAUACCAAAGGCCACCUCUGCAGUCCUUCAAGUGCAAUGACAAAUGGAACACACUUAAUUUUAAAUAUGUGAAUUUAAAAAGGGCAGAGGUUGACAGAAUAACAGUAUUUUUCUGUUAUGUAAAAAGUAUAUUUUGUGUGAUUUCUAAUUUAAAGCUCACUUUGAAUAGCAUAUUACUGUGAAGUGCUCCCUCAGUGUUACACUUGAUGUAAAUAAUAAUUAAAAAGGGUUGAAGCUUA